AUGACCACGCCACCGCUGCUCCGCGCCUCGGCCUUGGACAUUUGGUCGCUCGGCGUCGCGAUCGUGAUUGGCGGCCAGUACUUUUCGUGGAACGCGGGCCUGACGGCCGGCGUCGCCAGCAACGCGGUCGCGCUCGCACUCAUGGGCUCGGCAUACGUUUGUCUCGUGCUCAGCAUCGCCGAGAUGACGUCGACGCUGCCCUUUGCCGGCGGUGCGUACGGCCUUAGUCGGUGCUGCCUCGGGUACUAUUCGGGUUUUAUCAUUGGCUGCUGCGAGGUCUUUGAGUACAUUGCGUACGUGAGCAGCAGCGUGCUCACGCUCGGCCGGAUGCUGCAGAUCGUUUUUCCAGAGCUUUCGGACGCGUAUCUGCCGCUCGUGUGGCUAGCGAUCUACGUCGUCGCGGUGACCAUCCACAUCUGCGGCGGGCAACUCUUUUGGCCGCUCGUGCGCGCAAUCGCGUUCCUCUCACUCGGCGUCCUUCUGCUCUACUGUGUCGGGUCGUUUCCGUUCGUUCGCUUCGACGUGUAUGCAGGCAGCGCAAGCAUUGGCGGCGCCUACAACUUCUUUACCACCAUGCCGCUCGCCGCGUGGUUCUUUGUCGGUGUCGAGUCGCUCAACACGCUCGCCAAUACGAUCCAGGACCCCAAGCGCGUGAUUCCCCGCGGCCAAAUCUCCUGCGUCCUCACCUUGUGUUGCACGGGCAUCACCGUCUUCUUUGUUGCUGUGAGCUUGCCCCCCAGCGCCGCAUCCCUUCCCAGCGUCGUUGCUAUCUUCAACCCCGGGUUCACUUUGAUGUUUGGCAUCUCGAAUGCGAUUGCAACACUGUUUUCAAUCCCCGCCACCUUUGCCACCAUCUUUGGCUUCAUCUUGGCAUACGCCAACAUCCUCUCGGCGCUCGCCAACUCGAAGCUGCUGCCCGGUUGGAUCGGCGCUGUGCACCCGAGGUUCCACACCCAAGCCAACGCGUUGAUCGUUGGCUCGGUCCUCGGUUACCUCCUCUGCUUUUGCGUCACGUAUAGCCCGACGCUGGGCACCGAGCUCUUCAACAUUUGCAUGUUUUUCGGCUUCUCGGCCUACCUUGCGCAGUGCGCUGGAUACCUCUACCUCAAGCGCGAGUUUAAGCAUUUACCACGGCAGUUCAAGAGCCCACUUGGCAAGCUUGGGGUCUACUACGCAGCGGUCGUGUGGAGUAUGAAUUGGCUCUCGAUCGUGUGCUGUCAAGGCAACACGGCGUACCUCCUCUCGUGCAUAAGCGUCAUUCUGGUGGCGUUGACAGUCUACUACUAUGCGUACGCCAAGAGCCGGCAGUCCAUCUCGGACGACGAGCGCAAGAUACUUCUCUUUGUUCACGUGGCCAAAAACAAUAGCAACAAGAGCAAGCGCUCCCGUGCGCGGGCGUCGCGCUGGGGCCGUCUCAAGGGCCGGCUCGAGAGCCUUAUGAGUAAAGCGCGGCGGUCGCACGCGAGCUCCCGCAAUAGCGUCACGACCCUCGGCACCUCGUCGCGCGACUCGGUGCGUGCGCCGCAUUUCUUCUCGUGGCUCGCGCCAGCGAAAACGGCGCCGGCACCAAUGGGGCCACCAGGUGCUACGACGGUCGUCGCCAAGCUUGACGGUACUACGAUCAAGCCCCACACGGUCGCGCCCACGGUGCACGAACUGCAGCCAAUUCGGCCCGCUGAACCGGCCAUGCACGUCGAAGACGUCCACUAAGCGGCCAAAUACCUAUCCUGCACAUGC
Molecule: messenger RNA, 1737 nt
Organism: Saprolegnia parasitica CBS 223.65
Lineage: Eukaryota; Oomycota; Saprolegniomycetes; Saprolegniales; Saprolegniaceae
Exons: 3
Coding region: 1-1710 (569 amino acids)
Biological process (GO): transmembrane transport
Cellular component (GO): membrane
Molecular function (GO): transmembrane transporter activity
Source: RefSeq, a predicted model, not a curated record